GGCCCGGGCGCCCGGAGCUGUAGCAGCGGCCGCCGCCGCCGUUACCGCGUCAGGAGCCCCAGCGCCGGGGCCGCCACCGCGGCGGGCGGGCACUCGGGUUCCGGGCGCGCACGGGCCAUGGAGAGGGCGGCCCAGGGCGCGGACGGCGGCGCGGGCAGCAACAGCAGCAGCCGCAGCAGCAGCCGCGCCACCUCGGCGGGCUCCUCGCCCUCCUGCUCCCUGGCGGGCCGGGGGAUCUCGGGCCGGUCGGCGGUAGCCGGGUUCGGCGGCGGGGGCAGCCGCAGCAGCCCGGGCUCGGUGGCUGCUAGCCCGUCCGGGGGAGACGGCCGCCGGAGGGAGCCGGCGCUCGAGGGCGUGCUCAGCAAGUACACCAACCUCCUCCAGGGCUGGCAGAACAGGUACUUUGUGCUGGACUUUGAGGCUGGCCUCCUGCAGUAUUUUGUGAAUGAGCCAAGCAAGCACCAGAAGCCCCGAGGAGCCCUGUCUUUAUCCGGAGCCAUAGUGUCCCUGAGCGACGAAGCUCCCCACAUGCUGGUCGUGUACUCUGCCAACGGAGAGAUGUACAAGCUGAGAGCUGCUGAUGCAAAAGAGAAACAGCUCUGGGUGACUCAGCUGCGCGCUUGUGCCAAAUACCACAUGGAAACGAAUUCUAAGACUACUCCAAGCUCCCGAAGCCGAAGUCUCACUUUGCUCCCCCAUGGAACACCCAAUUCUGCAUCUCCCUGUAGCCAGAGACACCUCGGUGUGGGGGCCCCCGCUGUUGUCACAGUCACGCAUCACAAGUCGCCUGCAGCUGCCCGAAGAACCAAGAGUCAGUAUUCCGGCCAGCUCCACGAAGUCAGAGAGAUGAUGAACCAGGUGGAAGGUCAGCAGAAGAACCUUGUGCACGCCAUCGAGUCUCUGCCGGGUUCCGGCCCCCUCACUGCCUUGGACCAGGAUCUUCUGCUCCUGAAAGCUACCUCCGCCGCCACCCUCAGCUGCCUCGGGGAGUGCUUCAACUUGUUGCAGCAGAGUGUGCACCAGGUGGGCCAGGCCAGCCACAAGCCCGUGGCCUCAGAAAACAUCCUGGGAUGGCCCGGGCCCAAGUCACAUUCCACAGAGCAGCUGAAAAAUGGGACAUUUGGCUCUUUGCCAUCCGCCAGUGCCAACAUAACCUGGGCAAUUUUACCCAACACUGCUGAAGAUGAACAAGCCUUACAGCCAGAGCCGAACUCAGGCCCUGAAUUGGUUUUGUCCGAAGAUGAAAAAAGCGACACUGAAGAUAAGGAAGAGGCAGAACUUGGCGUCAUGGAGGAUCAGCGCAGUGUAAUUCUUCAUCUCAUCUCGCAGCUCAAACUUGGAAUGGAUUUGACCAAGGUGGUGCUCCCCACAUUUAUCCUGGAGAAGCGAUCUUUGCUGGAGAUGUAUGCGGACUUCAUGGCGCACCCGGACCUGCUGCUGGCCGUCACCGCGGGAGCCACGCCGGAGGAGAGAGUCAUUUGCUUUGUGGAGUAUUAUCUCACCGCCUUCCACGAGGGCCGCAAGGGGGCCUUGGCCAAGAAGCCUUACAACCCCAUCAUCGGCGAGACGUUUCACUGCUCCUGGGAGGUUCCCAGGGACAGGGUCAAGCCAAAGAGGACUGCCCCCCACUCUCCUCCCAGCCGCGAACACCUGAUUGCCGGUGACCCUGCGGAAAGCUACAAGCUGCGGUUUGUGGCCGAGCAGGUGUCCCAUCACCCACCCAUCUCCUGCUUCUACUGUGAGUGCAAGGAGAAGAGACUGUGUAUCAACACUCACGUAUGGACCAAAAGCAAGUUCAUGGGCAUGUCCGUGGGGGUCUCAAUGAUAGGAGAAGGUGUGCUGAGGCUCCUGGAACACGGGGAGGAGUACGUGUUCACCCUGCCCAGUGCCUACGCCCGCUCCAUCCUCACCAUCCCCUGGGUGGAGCUUGGAGGAAAAGUCAGCAUCAACUGUGCCAAGACCGGGUACUCGGCAACCGUGAUAUUCCACACGAAGCCUUUCUACGGAGGGAAAGUCCACAGGGUCACGGCAGAGGUGAAGCACAACCCAACCAACACCAUUGUUUGUAAAGUCCACGGGGAGUGGAACGGCACCUUAGAGUUCACCUACAACAACGGAGAAACCAAAGUCGUGGACACGACCACGUUGCCAGUGUGCCCCAAGAAGAUCCGCCCUCUGGAGAAGCAGGGGCCCAUGGAGUCCAGGAACCUCUGGCGGGAGGUGACCCGCUACCUGCGGCUGGGGGACAUCGAUGCCGCCACCGAGCAGAAGCGGCGCCUGGAGGACAAGCAGCGGAUGGAGGAGCGGAAGCGGGAGAACCUCCGCACCCCAUGGCAGCCCAAGUACUUUAUCCAGGAGGGUGAUGGCUGGGUCUACUUCAAUCCCCUGUGGAAGGCACACUGACCGGGUGGAGGUGUGGAGCAUUCAGGAAGAGCCCCGUUUUUGUAGGAAUUAAAGUGGUACAGUAUCAAGGUUC
Eptesicus fuscus (big brown bat) is the source of this 2476-nucleotide messenger RNA. RefSeq names its product oxysterol binding protein like 10 (gene OSBPL10). Gene Ontology annotation, molecular function: cholesterol binding. The transcript is spliced from 12 exons. The record is from RefSeq and is a predicted model, not a curated record. Gene Ontology annotation, cellular component: intracellular membrane-bounded organelle; cytosol; membrane. The coding region runs from base 118 to 2403 and encodes 761 amino acids. Lineage: Eukaryota; Metazoa; Chordata; Mammalia; Chiroptera; Vespertilionidae.